Messenger RNA from Daucus carota subsp. sativus, 965 nucleotides. RefSeq lists its product as uncharacterized. Bases 116 to 913 code for a protein of 265 amino acids. Gene Ontology annotation, molecular function: S-adenosylmethionine-dependent methyltransferase activity. NCBI's taxonomy places the organism in Eukaryota, Viridiplantae, Streptophyta, Magnoliopsida, Apiales, Apiaceae. The transcript has 2 exons. The record is from RefSeq and is a predicted model, not a curated record.
CACCCACACAAUUAUAUUCCUAUAAAAAGGAGCCAUGGGUCUUGGUUUUGAUCUGCACAUGAUCUGUUUGUUAAGAAAUUAAGCGCAAGAGACAUCAAUAUCCAAGACAAAAGAGAUGGCAGAGUUGUUCAUUAAACAAGCCAAGCAAUACUUGGCGACUAGACCAAACUAUCCUCAGCAACUGUUUCAGUUCAUAGCCUCCAAGACACCUUCUCAUGACCUUGUCUGGGAUGUCGGCACAGGCAGCGGCCAGGCUGCUACAUCUUUAGCUGAGAUUUACAAGAAAGUGAUCGGGACAGACACUAGCCCGAAGCAGAUAGAAUUGGCGCCUAAGCUUCCAAAUGUUGAAUACAAAUGCACACCAGCAGACCUCUCCGUGGCUUAUUUAGACAGCCACAUCGCAGCAAAAUCAACGGUGGACUUGGUGACUGUAGCUCAAGCUCUCCAUUGGUUUGACAAUCUGGGUUUCUAUCAACAGGUUAAGUAUGUGCUUAAAAAGCCUCAUGGAGUCAUUGCAGCUUGGUGUUACACUGUGCCACAGGUUAAUGAGGCCGUCGAUGCUGUCUUCAAACCGUACUACGCUGUUGAUGUUGAACCUUACUGGGAUCCAGCGCGUAAGAAGGUGGAUAAUGAGUAUAGAAGCAUUGAGUUCCCUUUCGAGCCUGUGGAUGGGUUGGAUGAUACAGGUCCAUUUCAGUUCAAGACAGAGAGCUUGAUGAGCCUGGAUGAAUAUUUUAUGUACCUCAGGUCAUGGUCCUCAUAUCAGACGGCUAAAGAUAAAGGUGUUGAGCUUUUAAAUGACAGAGUACUUGAAGAGUUUACUAGAGCUUGGAACCAAGAUGGAACAGAAAGCAAAAUCGUGGUGUUUCCUGUUCAUUUAAGGAUUGGUAAAGUGGGAAGUCUUGACAGUUGAAGGUUAGGCACAAAAACUGAAAAAAAUAAAACAAGCUUUCUUUUCUGUUGAA